UACGUGGAUUUGAGACCCCAGUAAGGAUGCAAUUGUGCUGUGAAUCCGUAAACGGCUCUUGCAUAAGGAGCAGUUGGUCAAACAGUAUCCGUAUUUCCAUGUACAUCUUCAUGGUUUUUGUUAUUCUGGCCACAGUGGUUGGAAAUCUGACAGUUAUCGUCUCAAUAUCACAUUUCAAGCAGCUCCAUACGCCUACAAAUUUCCUGAUACUUUCAAUGGCUACUGUAGACUUCCUGCUGGGAUUUUUGGUCAUGCCUUGCAGUAUGGUGCGCUCUGUUGAGCACUGCUGGUAUUUUGGGGAGUUCUUCUGCAAGAUCCACUCGAGCAUGGACAUUAUGCUGAGCACAGCUUCUAUCUUCCAUCUUUCCUUCAUAUCCAUCGACCGUUACUAUGCUGUGUGUGACCCUUUAAGAUAUAAAUCAAAGAUAAAUACUUUUGUCAUCGUGGUCAUGGUGUUUAUAAGCUGGAUGGUCCCUGCUGCUUUCGCUUUUGGGAUGAUCUUUCUAAACCUAAACUUGAGAGGGGCAGAAAAGAUUUAUAAUCAUGUCCGCUGUGCAGGAGGAUGCUUUCUCAUUUUUAGUGAAACUUCAGGUGUUGUGGCCUCCGUAGUAUCUUUUUACAUCCCUGGGUUUGUUAUGCUGUGCAUCUAUAGGAAAAUAUACUCUGUAGCCAAGAAGCAGGCAAGAUCCAUCGACGCAAUUAGCAAAAAAAAGAUGCAAUUUGAAACGAAGCACCACAUUUCAUUCUGCAGAGAAAGGAAAGCUGCUAAGACUUUAGGCAUAAUAAUGGGAGUGUUUCUCAUCUGCUGGACUCCGUUCUUCUUCUUUACAGCUACCAAUCCAUUUAUGAAUUACAUGAUACCUCCUGUUCUCAUUGAUGCUUUGGUUUGGUUUGGCUAUUUAAAUUCUACACUUAACCCAAUUGUUUAUGCAUUUUUUUACACGUGGUUUCGAAGGGCACUGAAGAUUAUUCUGUUUGGAAAAGUUUUUCAACAGGACUCUUCCAGGACUCAUUUGUUUUCAGACUAACAUGCUUUAAAUGGUUGAAUUCACAGCUUUGAACUUUUGCCUGGAGGCAUCUUCCCACAUGUAAGAGUUGUGAAGAAAGGAAACACCUAUUUAUUUGCCUAUUUACCAAAUGCAAUUCAAGCAGAUAGGCAACCAUUGUGCUUUAACUUUACAUAUUCUUUCAUUCCAGACUGGGUUUUGUAUGCGGUGUUUUGAUUAUAUCUAUUUAUAUGCAGUGCACAGAAGAGCAAGACUUCCAUUUCAAAAACAUGUAGCUGUUUAUAUCCCUGA
Messenger RNA from Hirundo rustica (Barn swallow), 1298 nucleotides. It is a transcript of the gene TAAR1, whose product is annotated as trace amine associated receptor 1. Gene Ontology annotation, molecular function: trace-amine receptor activity. Gene Ontology annotation, cellular component: membrane. The coding region runs from base 27 to 1028 and encodes 333 amino acids. The transcript has a single exon. Gene Ontology annotation, biological process: adenylate cyclase-activating adrenergic receptor signaling pathway. Lineage: Eukaryota; Metazoa; Chordata; Aves; Passeriformes; Hirundinidae. The record is from RefSeq and is a predicted model, not a curated record.